AUGCGGAAAGAACCGAGGGGUUUCCACGACCUCAAAGAGACGCGGUUGGAUCGACCGUCGCCUGGAGUGGUCUCGCCGGUCGACUCUUCAAAACUCGCGGUUCUGGUUCUGGACAGCGACGGACUCGAACGCACCCAUUCCUCGGCCUCACAGGCCACCAAAGUUGUAGGUUUUGUCCGUUUUGUUUUUGAUGACUUGGUGUUAUAUAUUAUUGUUUGAAAAAGUAAUACGGUCCAAACUGAUAUCUCCAAGUGUCUUUGAGCAUGCCAAGAAUCAAUUUUUAAAAACUUCAGCGUUGGCUUUUCAGUCGCAGCGGUGAUAUUCAACGAUUUUUCUGUGGGCGAGAGACUAUCGAAAAUGAGGAGAGACAAUCAGAGAAAAAACUUUUUAGCCGGAUCUUUGUGGAUUUUGCUUGAAAAAAGAGACUUUUUUGGUCAAAAAUUUUGAAUCCACACUUCGAACAGAAUGCCAAUUUAAAAAAAAAGUUUAAAUUUGAAAAUCUUAAAAAAAAAAAAAAAAAAAAAAAAAACAAAAAAAAGUCUGAUUUUCGACGACUUUCUAUCAAAAAAUCUCAAUUACCUUGCAGACAAUUUGUCAAAAUUUUUCACGAGAUUUUGCUCAUUUUUUUCCCGACAGACCGAUUGUCCAUUCGCAAGUCGCUGGAGUGAGUUUUGCGACAUGCACUGUGCGAAAGCAAAAGAUGACUUUGCACUGUGCAAUUUCUUGCUUUUUGCACCGUGCAAAGGGGUUGGAUUUUUUUCGGUUGUCGCUUGCACCCUGGAUUUUUUUUGCACUGUGCAAGAAAUCAAUUUGGACUGAUUUCGGCGACAUGCACUGUGCGAGAACAAAGGUUCACUUUGCACUGUGCAAUAGGCUUUUUUGGGAUGUCGCUCGCACCUUGAAGUUUUCUGCACAGUGCAAGCGCCAAAAAUCACUUCGAAGUGACCUGGGCGACAUGCACUGUGCGAAAAGAAAAGUUCCUCUUGCACUGUGCGAUUUCUUGCUUUUUGCACCGUGCAAUUGGUUCUUCUGGGCUGUCGCUCGCACCCUGAAUUUUUCUGCACAGUGCAUGUCGGUGAAAUCACUCUAGCGACUUUCUGGACGGGCUAUCAGUCUGUCGGAAAAAUAACGGCGGAUCGUCGCAUCAAAAUGUCUCGCCUCGCCGCUGUCGCGCACCAAAUCCCAAUCCGCGGCUUGCAGUCGCAAAGCGAUGAUGGGCGAUUCCGAGGCGCGACAAUCCGCCGUUUUUUUCCCGACAGACCGAUAAAAGAACAACAAACGCAGGGUAAAAUACGAAAUAGGUCGGAAUAUUUACUUUUCUCAAAUUUCAGAGCCACUCCCCUUCGAUGAAGGUCAAUAUUACUGUCCCAAAAAGACGAUACUCGAUUAGUAGGCAGGACUCAUUGGAGCAGAUGGAAAUGCCCACUUUUUCGCAGGUAAGCGGCGGAUUUGUUUAAUGGAAGUCUAUAAAGUUAAACUUUUUCUUGGAUUUGUCGCUGACCAUAGUGCAAAUUUACACUAUGCUUGGCGACAAAUUUUAAAAAUCUUAAAAAAUUGAUUUUUAUCGAAUUUUGAGAUUUUUUUGGAAAAAAAAAAUUUUUGUCGCUGACCAUAGUGCAAAAUUAUACUAUGAAUCGCGACAAAAUUUUAAAAUUUUUGAAAACUGUUUUUUAUCGAAUUUUGAGAUUUUUUUGGAAAAAAAAAAUUUUGUCGCUGACCAUAGUGCAAAAUUACACUAUGAAUCGCGACAAAUUUUAAAAAUCUUAAAAAAUUGAUUUUUAUCGAAUUUUGAGAUUUUUUUGAAGAAAAAAAAAUUUUGUCGCUGACCAUAGUGCAAAAUUACACUAUGACUUGCGACAAAUUCUGAUUUUCUUAAAAAUAAAUUUCCCAUAUCUUUUUUGAUAUUUUUAAUUUUUUUUGUCGUAAACUUAUCAUAAACUUUUACAUCACAAUCCGCGACAAACUUCAAAAUUUCCCAGAGAAAUGAUUUUCUCUUCCAUAGAACUUCCAUAGAACAAGAAGAAGCGCAAUCCGAUUAAAAAAUAUUGUUCGGUUCGAAAAAUAUCCGAUUUUUCAUUCAAAUUCGAUUGAAUGGAAUAUUCCCCCCGUUUCUCACUUUUCCUUUAUUACAUUGUUUGUCUCGGGGGGUACAGCAUUACAAUGGGCUGGACGCCCUAAGGGUUUGUGGGAGAAAUUUCGUUUUUGGGAAAAAAUAAAUUUUUAUGAUUUUUGAUUUUUUUCGAUUUUGAUGCUAAAAUACGAAACUCGCAGUGCGGUCGCAAGAGUGAUUUUGGCGACAUGCACUGUGCGAAAACAAAAGUUCACUUUGCACUGUGCAAUUUUUCCGAUUUUUGCACAGUGCGGUGAAUUUUUUUGAUUUCCUUGUAUCUUUAAAAAUAAGAAUUUCAAAAAAGUAAAAAAUGAUUUUAUUGAGAGCCAAUAGCCUACAAAUUCCAUAGGAACACAUGUUUUCAAAAUUGAGCUUAUUUUACAAGGAAAGUACUUUUAUGGGGGCUCCUACUUCUUGACGGGACAUAUUUCAAAAAAUCAGAAAAAAUGUGCUGAUCAAGGAUAUAUAAAUCUUAGCUGCCCAUUUUAGGUUUUUAGGGGUGAAAAUGUCCAAAAACUGGCCUAAUUUCCUUACAAAAGGCGCAGGCAUUCGAAACGAUAAAAAGCGCAGUCGGUCCCUUCCUUCGGAAGAGAGCGGUGUGGCCGAGUGGUUAGUGCUGUAGUCUGGGAAUCGGGAGGAGGACUCCGCACGGGUUCGAUUUCCCUUUUGGGCCGAAUCAACUUUUUUUGAAGAUGAAGGUCGGAAAAAUAAAUUUUUGUGCCAAGACUGAUUUAUUACGUCUUAGAAGCUCAAUAAGCAUCAUUUUAAGCCAAAAUAAAAAUUGUAAACUUGUGAAAAAUUAAGCGAAAAGGGGUUCAUAUAGGACUUUAAGUCAACUUCCGAUUGAGUUUUCACCCCUAAAAACCUAAAAUGGGCAGCUAAGAUUUACAUAUCCUUGAUCAGCACAUUUUUUCUGAUUUUUUGAGAUAUGUCCCGUCAAAAAGUAGGAGCCCCCAUAAAAGUACUUUCCUUGUUAGCUAUUUUAUCAAAGUUUUUUUUUUAAAUCUUCGCACCGUGCGAUUUUUCCGAUUUUUGCACAGUGCGGCGAAUUUUUUUGAUUUUAGCGUAAUUUCAAAAAUAAAAAUUUGAAAAACAUAAAAAAGAGUCUAAAGUAAUGCUAAUGUCCUAUCAUUUCACUACAAACAAUUUUUAAAAAAUUUCACCUUAUUUUAGCCAUUUUAUCAAAGUUUUUUUCAAAAUUUCCGCACCGUGCAUAAUUUUUUUUGAUCUGCACAGUGCGAUGUGAAAUUUUUUACAGACAUAGAAAGAGAUACGGAAUAAUCUUUUUUCAACAAAAAAUCUUAAAAUACGACACAAAAAAUCUUGCAAAUACAAAAAAAGAAAAAAAAAUUCCAAGGCAAAAACUUUUAGCUUUAAUUUUUUUUUCAAAUAUCAAAAAAAAAAUCAGUUUCACGCCCAUGAUUCAUCUCGACAAAAAAAAUUCGUGUUUCUUUUUUAUCCAUAAUUGAAUUGCAAAGAAUAAAACUGUUUACUUUUUCAGACAGAAAUGCGCUUACGAAAAGGGCCUAGUUCGCCGACAACUGUGUUAUCAUUGGCCGGGCUGUUCGUUUGUGGAAUUUUGAUGAUCUUGAGCGGGCUAUUGGUGGUGUUGUUUGUAAGUUUUUUGUUGAAAAAAAUUGAAUUUUCAAAAAUUUUUACAAAAAAAAAUCAAAAAAAAUUUUGAAAUUUUUCGACAGAAAAAUCGAUUUUUUUUGCAAAGCGAGGGCUAAAGAUCUUUAAAACGCCUUAGAAAACUAUUUUGUAGAGUUUUUUGUGCUUACAGUGGUAACACAAAAAAAAUAAAAAAUUUUUGGAAGAAGUUCCUUAUUCUGGCCACAACAAAGGAACUCUGCGAACUGCGCCCAAGCUUGGGAACUAAAGUUAGGAAGAAAGGCUUCGACCUAGUUGGCACUGAAUUACUAUAGUAGAUCUAUAGCUUUAAGGCUACCUACGAAGGCCAUGAAGACUCAACUGGUUCUAUACGGAGGCGAUAAGUUUUGUUCCGGACAGGUCUCAUCGUAUAAAAGGUAAAAUCGCAGGGUGCAGCCGUUUUUGAGGGUAAGGUGGUACGUAAAAAAGAAGGUACCUCGCUAACUAGAUCCACUGGGGCAUUGAUAACGAUGAGUUGAGCGUGCACGCUAAAUUUGGGCUAAUUCCGACCAGUUUCCGCAAAGUUAUAAGUUGUGUCCAGAAUAAGGAACUUUUACUAAAUUUUUUGAUUUUUUAACAAAAAAUUUAAUUUUUUUUUUUGCAAAACGCAAGUUCAACAUUUUGAAGAUGCCUUUGAAACUAAUUUUAUACACUUUUUGCAGUGUUAAUUCAUAAAAAAUCAAAAAAACAAAUCAAUUUUUUUUCAGCAAGAUGAAACGCCCUUCAUCAUCACUGGCUCGAUAUUCCUGGGGACCGGGAGCAUCAUGCUACUUACUUGUUUGAUUUUACAGCGAAAAAACUUGGUCAAGUUUAUGAUUGAUAUGAACAGAGACCUCUACUUUUUGAACAUGAGCGACAGCUACAUGUGGAGGCUGAUGUUCGAUCAGAAACAGAGCGAUUUGCCGGUGGCUGCACAAUAA
Bursaphelenchus xylophilus (pine wood nematode) is the source of this 4680-nucleotide messenger RNA. NCBI's taxonomy places the organism in Eukaryota, Metazoa, Nematoda, Chromadorea, Rhabditida, Aphelenchoididae. The record is from the annotation of a GenBank genome assembly.